This is a messenger RNA of Fraxinus pennsylvanica, 516 nucleotides long. NCBI's taxonomy places the organism in Eukaryota, Viridiplantae, Streptophyta, Magnoliopsida, Lamiales, Oleaceae. The record is from the annotation of a GenBank genome assembly.
AUGGAGAAUGCAGAAACAGAUGUUAUUGUAUUUAUAGCUUUGCUUGAUAUAUAUGUAAAAUGUGGAAGGAAUAACUCUGCUUUUCGGGUUUUUCAGUCUAUGCCUUCAAGGAAUGGAAAGGGGACUGAUGUCUUGAUGAUGUUCGAUCAGAUGGUAAAAGAGGUUAAACCAGAUUAUGUCACCUUCAUAGCCCUGUUAGAAGAAGCAGAUGCAGAGAUACGGGGUAUGACCAUGAGUCCAAAUGAGAUUGUGCGAGCCUAUAGGUUUUGUAGUGUUCAUAGGAAGUUAGAGCUACGCGAACGUCUUAAGCAAGAGCUGGUUCAAAUGUAUCCACAGAACACGGAGUACCAUGUCUUGCUCUCGAACGUGAAGGCUCAACCAGGCACGCUUGAAAUGGCUGAUUCUCUACGGAAGGUUCUUAAAACUCGGGGCAUCGGAAAAUUUCCCCGAAUUAGUUCUAUGCAUAUCGGUGGCAAAGUUCUUCAUUUUAGUCCAGGGAACAAGUCACAUCCUUAG